AUGUUGAACGAAAGUCUUACAAACCCAUUGUUCGGAAAAGGUAAGUGCAACAUUGUCAGAGCUGUUAACAUUCUUUUCGAGAAAGGUUUGUUGGAACCAAUUCCAGAUGACAAGCUGACAGAAACUUUUGUACCAAAAGACGAAACAAACUUUUCAUUGUUGGUAAGACCAAAAGUUGUUCCAGACAAAGUUAUAGCACAAAAGAAGUACACAGUUCCAAAAGGAGUUGGAUUGUUCGGAUACCAACCUGAACCAGAAGAACUUCCAAUGAGGUUGCAAGAACUUCAAGAUGCUAUAAACAAACUUCCAUUGAGGCAUCCAGUCGACGUCAAAUUGUAUUGGAGAGCAUCUGAGUUAGGUCAGAAGGUUUUAUAUGAAACAGGUUGCUUCGACGAUGUUUAUGAGAUAACAGGAGAAGUUUCUCAAAAGAUAAGAGACUCACUUGAAUUUCCACGAACUGGGCCGAUUGGAUGCGAUAAGUUCGACUCAUAUGAAAAAAUAUACUAUGUCGACCUUAACGCUGCGUACAUGAGGUUCGUCCAAUAUAUCCCGACUGGAAUUCCAAACGAAGAUGGAGAGUUCCCGGGAAGGAACUAUACAGUUGGAAAGGUCAUACAACAACUCUAUGAUAUUAGGAAAGCUUCAAACCCCAAACUUGCAAUGACAAUCAAAUUGCUUAUGAAUUCGACAUGGGGAUAUUUCAUUAAGAAACCUCAAAAGAUGAAGAGUAAACACUAUGAGAAGGUCGACAACUUUGUUGAAAGGUUCUCCCCUUUUGUUUUGAAAUACGAGUUCACCGAAGGUCAAUGUGGCUUAGUAACCACAGUAAAACCUAUUGUCGAACAUUGGUCCUAUCCUCAGUUCGCAAAGGCA
Molecule: messenger RNA, 873 nt
Organism: Trichomonas vaginalis G3
Lineage: Eukaryota; Parabasalia; Trichomonadida; Trichomonadidae
Product: DNA/RNA polymerases family
Exons: 1
Source: RefSeq, a predicted model, not a curated record